AUGUCACCUAAAGGCCGAGCUAAGUUAGCUAGCUCUCCUUGUUGGCUUGAACUUAUAAUUUCACCUUUUCCUUAUCGAGUUUCCCUCACUCAGAUCUCGUGCGUAGAGGAUUCGGAGCAUUACCGUUGCGGUGAUUUUCAACCUGAAGGCAGUUACCACUACCUCGUUGUUGAAGAUUCAGCUAAAGGAGCUGCCGUAUACUCCCUAGAACGAAAGCUUAACGAAAAGAAACCUGGUGCGACCGAGAUGGCCUUAUUGGAUGCAUUAUCUCGCCAUUCUCCCUACCCGCUUACUAUAUACGCUUCUAAGGAAGCCGAUAAAGAAGUAGGCUUUGUGAGGGAGUUGUCACCAAAGGAGCUGCGGACAAUAAACAAACCUCCAAAAGUCGAAAUGGAGUUUUUUAGUCAUACUGAACUUGAUUUGGUCGAGCCGGAUCUGCUUGAAUUUAGAAGUGGAGGAGAACUAGACAAAGUGGAGCACAAACUUGUAGCAUAUAAGAGCCAAGAAGAAUUCACCAAAGCACUUGCAGCUAAUAAGCAUAUAUUUAUCCUUUUUUGGAGCCAUGGUGAGCAGCUACGUAAACAUUUUCGCAAUUAA
Messenger RNA from Cylicostephanus goldi, 597 nucleotides. The record is from the annotation of a GenBank genome assembly. NCBI's taxonomy places the organism in Eukaryota, Metazoa, Nematoda, Chromadorea, Rhabditida, Strongylidae.